CACUUCCGACAUUUCCGUCGUUGUGAUGUUGAACAAAUGAGGGAUAAUAACUUAAUAUCUGAGCAAAAUUUGGUUCAAAUAACAUGAACAUUGUUCCUAUAUCCACACAAAUUCAAUAAUUUAACAUUAUUUUCUCACAAAGUAUACUGCUUUUCUAUUCAUAUUGAUGAUUCACACGCAAGUCCGACCCGGCACGAGCAUCUUUUUGGGUGCGCUGAUUUAGAAAAUCAGCUGAUACCAAAAAACUGACAAUAUAUGAUCAGCAUGACACAUGGUUGCCAUGUAGUAAUUUUUAAGGUAUAGUAAAGAGCAAUAUAGAUGGGAAAUAAGCAAUCCUGCUGUUCAUUUGGAGGGUCGAAGCCAAGAAGACCUGAGGAUGCCUACAGGACUUCAAUUACACCACAGUUUGCUAAUCACAGACAAGAUGACGUGCGUGUGACACUAACACACAAUAACCUGAGUACACCUUCUUUGUCAGCAGUACCACACAUAAGUGACAGGGAAAUCUUACCAGAAGAAAAUGAAGCUGACCCUUCAAUUCAUCCUACAGCUACCACCUUGUUCUCUUCAAAGUCACAGAGUGAGAUAGCAAAAAAUUACAAGAAGAGAAGGAUAAGUCAGUAUGAACCAAGGAACUAUCAAACAGAACACAUUCAAAAUAAUGCUCUGAGAAAGUGCAGUUCGUGUUCUACGAUAUUUAUAGAUGAUUCCACAGUCAGUCAACCAAACCUUAAAAACACAAUCAAGGCCGUAGCUUAUGCUGUGUACUUCCACAUCAGAAACCGUGAGAGUAACCGAACUCUGGAAAUAUUUGAUGAGAAGGCACAUCCUUUAUCUAAGGAAUUAGUUCCCGAAGAUUACAACACACGUGAUCCUGAACAUAAACAUAUAUACAGAUUUGUUAGGAAUUUGUUUAGUGCUGCUCAACUUACUGCAGAAUGUGCAAUAGUAACCUUGGUAUAUUUAGAAAGACUUUUACAUUAUGCUGAAAUAGACAUAAUGCCAGCUAACUGGCGACGGAUUGUAUUAGGUGCUAUCCUUCUAUCCUCUAAGGUCUGGGACGAUCAAGCUGUUUGGAAUGUCGAUUAUUGUCAGAUCUUGAAAGACAUUGCAGUUGAAGAUAUAAAUGAUCUUGAAAGAAAGUUUUUGGAAAUGAUAGACUUUAAUAUCAAUGUUCCUGCUAGUGUUUAUGCCAAAUAUUAUUUUGAUCUGAGAGUGCUGGCAGAUGCAAAUGAUCUGAGUUUCCCAUUGGAGCCCCUCAAUAAAGAAAGAGCUAUCAAGUUGGAGGCAAUGUCUACAGAAGAAACCCUUGCCAAAUUACAGAAACCAUCAUUAUUUAGGUCUAACAGUCUGGACGGGAUGACGAGUAACCCAAGACAAAGCAUAGUUGUCAUAUCUUAAUUAUCUAAUAUUGUUCACAGAGCCAUAAUGUUGUCAUUCAUAACAACAUGCCUUUUAACUUGAUGACCAGUAACCCAAGACAAAGCAUAGUCGUCAUAUUUAAAUUAUCUAAUAUUGUUCACAGAGCCAUAAUGUUGUCAUUCAUAACAACAUGCCUUUUAACUUGAUGACCAGUAACCCAAGACAAAGCAUAGUUGUCAUAUCUAAAUUAUCUAAUAUUGUUCACAGAGCCAUAAUGUUGUCAUUCAUAACAACAUGCCUUUUAACUUGAUGACCAGUAACCCAAGACAAAGCAUAGUCGUCAUAUCUAAAUUAUCUAAUAUUGUUCAAAGAGCCAUAGUGUUGUCAUUUAUAACAACAUGCCUUUUAACUUGUUUUAUGUAAAUUAAUCAGUAAAACGUUUUUUUAAAUGAAGUUUUAAAAUUUUAAUCCCUGAAAAAUUUCAAAAAAUGAAAUGCUUCAUGUUUUGUCUAAAAAAUCUUGAUCAUGUUGUUUUAAGCAGAGACAUAUAGUACAUGAGAUUGAAAACUGUCUUGUCAGAAUUUGGUUGGUGUUCUUUUUCUCAUAUUCAAUUUUCCUCAAUUAACAAAUAUUUUUACAAAAAUACCAGUGUUAAAAAAAAAAAGGGGGAGUCCAUAAAACCUUACAAAAUCAAAUUCUUGACUAUAUCAACUACAGGAACUAAUAAUUCAUUGUGAUAGACUUGAUAAAACAGUAUACAAACAUCACACAAAGUAAUUCCUUCUAAUAUUUUAUGUGGAUCUAUACAUUAACUUUUCAGUAUUUUAUUUAUUAUCUUAUAUUAUUUAUUGUUUUUUGUUUCGUUUUCAAACAAUAUUAAUGUGAGAGAAGGCUCAUAAAGCCUUGUGCACAGAAUUUAUAAUAAUGGAAAUUGAAAAAAUUAUUGAGUUUAUCCAUUGUUGGGAUUUUUGAAGAAAGGACAAAAAUUUGAGAAAAAUUAUACAUUACACAAAUUUGCAUACAGAUAUAAGAUGAUAUCAGAAUGUGAGUUCUAAUUAUUGUGAUACUCAACCAGUCACAUAACUUACAUAUAUAAAAACCUUGCAAUAAUUAGGGAAUUUAUAGUACCUGUAAUGUAAGUUUGCUAAUCUCAGGUACUGUAUAUGUCUCUGGUUCAAAUUUCAAACUGCCCAUCAUGAAUAAGACUGAUUUUUAUGUCCUGCUUACAAUAGUACAGUGGCAUUUUGUUUUCUGGUCUGUCCGUCCGUCCUGUAUCAGGUUAAAAUAUUGGUUUCAAGGUUAUUUGUUGUUACAUCAACGUGAAGUCUUGUACAUAUGUUCAUUAUAAGGUGAACUGUUUAAUAUAUAUAUAAAUUAAAUUCAGUUGUUGACCAAUAUUUCCUGGUUCACUGAAAAUGGAAAUAUAAUAGUGCAAGCAGGACUUGGUGUUCUAUGGACACAUUUUCUUGUUAAAAAUAAUGAAAUAGUAUAUUAUUUAGCAAAUGAUCCAAUCAGAUAUUUGUGUAUUAACUAUUGGCUGUUGACUAUGAUAAUAAAUUUACCGUACUUGGGCAUGUAUUAUACACACUUUUUUACCCAAGACAUAGUUGUCAGAGGGAAUAGGUAUUAUACACUACUGUAGACUGAAUAUAGGCUGCUAAAUUUCAAAAUACCCACACUUUGCUAUUUAACAACUUUUUCUAUAAUUAUAAAUGUUUAUUGAUAUAAGAAAAAAAAGAUAGUCCCUUUGCAUGUUUUAGACAUACAAGCAUUUAAUGAUUUAUAAUAAAAUACAGGAAAUAGAUGUCUGGAUUUAGAUUUAAAAAAAAAAAUGUUGAACUAUAGUGACAACUUCUUAGAAAGGACUAGACUUUCAAAAUAUCUUGGUGACAAAGGUUGGUGUUCUUUUCUGGGUACUUCAGCUUCUUCCACCAAUGAACACUGACUGCUAACAUAUAGCCAUUAGUGCUGAAAAUGGUGUUAAACACCAAAAAAUCAAUCAGUCAGAACACCUUAUCAGUGCAGGAAGGAUUUUGACAAUUUUUUUCACUAAAAAUUAAAAUGUUGGGUUGCAGGUACAUGAGGUUAAACUGAAAAUGUUACUAUAUUCAGCCUAGGUACAAAAAUUGAUACAAGAAGAUGUGGUAUGAUUGCGAACUAUCCACAAAAGACCAGAGCGCAAGGAUGUAAGCAACUAUAGGUCACUGAACUACCUUCAACAAUGAGCAGCACUCGUACUGUAUAGUAUAAAAGGCCCUUUAAUGACAUAAUGUGAAACAAUUCAAAAUGAGAAAAGCAAUUAUACUAAAGCAAUAGAUGAAAAACAAUCAUGGCAGACAGUUAUUAAGUCAUAUUUAUUGAGACUUGUUUUGGCUUUAAGGAUGUUCGUUCCUCUUAUUUUUGAAUUUCUGUCAGAUAUUCGAAACUCUCUGGUUUUGUCCAUGUAUUGCCAAUAAAAAAAUUUGCCCACUAACCCCUACUUUUCUUUUCACAGUUUUAUUACAUAUAGUUUAAAAAGCCAUAUUUGAAAAUCUUAUAAAAUCCUUGUUAUUUUUUCAUAGUUUUUGAAAGAAAAAAGGUGCCAAUGUUGAACGCAUAAAAAAUCUAGAGAGAAUCACUUCCCGCCAAAUUUUCAAUUGCUUAUAUCUCAAAAACAAGAACACGGACCUUUCAAUUUUUUCUGCUUUCUAAGUUCCAUUAUAUAUAUGUUAUCAAUUUUAACAGUCUUUUUAAAAGCUUGUUAUUUUUUAACAGAGGAGCGAACAUCCUUAAGUCAUGUUUAAUGAGACUUGUUUUGGCUUUAAGUGGUUAAUAUUGUAUUCUGCA
This is a messenger RNA of Mytilus californianus (California mussel), 4188 nucleotides long. RefSeq names its product cyclin-Y-like protein 1. Gene Ontology annotation, molecular function: protein kinase binding; cyclin-dependent protein serine/threonine kinase activator activity. Gene Ontology annotation, cellular component: plasma membrane. The coding region runs from base 319 to 1401 and encodes 360 amino acids. The record is from RefSeq and is a predicted model, not a curated record. Gene Ontology annotation, biological process: regulation of canonical Wnt signaling pathway; regulation of cyclin-dependent protein serine/threonine kinase activity. The transcript has 8 exons. Lineage: Eukaryota; Metazoa; Mollusca; Bivalvia; Mytilida; Mytilidae.